AUGGCGACGAGUUUCGGAGUUGAAAACGAAGCGUAUACGGACACAGAAAUAGAGAACAAACCCGGAACACACUCUGAGGUAGACAUAGAGAUACUUUACACAAAUGGAAUUCAGAAGAACAUUGACAGAAGAAGGGAGAACGAAAGAGAAGGAGUCGAGGAUUUUGUUCGCAGAUUGAAAGGUUGUGCUUUUAUCAGUAUGAGGGAGAAGAAAACGAAGAAAUCAUGGAGAAGGCAAUCACUAAGUGCUACUGAUAAUUACGACAAAGAGCAACCACUGUGA
This is a messenger RNA of Arctia plantaginis, 282 nucleotides long. The record is from the annotation of a GenBank genome assembly. Lineage: Eukaryota; Metazoa; Arthropoda; Insecta; Lepidoptera; Erebidae.